GUUCACACUGUAUGGAAUGAGUACUCGCGACCGGAGUUUGGGGUAGAAGAAAGAGAUCAGUUCAACCGCCAUGCGGAAUCAACCAAACGUAUUCGUGCUGCUUGUGAUGCAUUACGGUCUCCUAUACUUGUUCAUCUUCUGCAUAAAUGCCUUCAAUACGGGAAUUAUAUAAAUCAGGGUACCGCGAUGUCAAAAGCUGUUGGGUUCAAAUUUUCAUCAUUGCCUGCAAUAUUAAGUGCAAGGGGGAAGCAGAAAAAUGCCUCCAAUCUUCGACUCGUGGACCUAUUGGCUCAAUUUGUUGAAUUUGACACUAUUGCCUUAGAAGGAGUGAUAUCCACUCUGCAGUCGGCAAAGUCAAUUACCCUAAAUGAUAUUGAAGCAGCUCUAAAAGAGCUGAAUUCUUCGGUAAGACGACUGAAAGAGCAGUUGAAUGGUAGAGCAGUCGACGAUGCAUCGUUAUUAGAGGCUUAUCAGCCAUUUUUGGAGUUGAAUGGUAGAGCAAUCGACGAUGCAUCGUUAUUAGAGGCUUAUCAGCCAUUUUUGGAGAGCGCUAGAGCAAGAGGAUCAGGGCUACUCGCAGAUGUGCAAGGGUUACGAGAUGUGGAGACCUCUUUACAAGCAUUCCUAUGCGCGAAUACGAUGAAAUUGGAAGAAAUCAUUAAUAUCACAACUGAUGCUUUGACAAUGCUGUCAACAUCUAUAAAGGAACGAGCAGUGGUGAAACUGCGAUCAUCCUCAGUCUCCAUGACAAUACCCCGACAAACAGCUGGCCGCGAACGGUACGCAAUGCAUCGUCGAAGUCUUCAACCAAACCGUCUUAACGUUGAAACGAUGCGGCAAAUGUUCCUUGAAGCUGCC
Messenger RNA from Strongylus vulgaris, 858 nucleotides. Lineage: Eukaryota; Metazoa; Nematoda; Chromadorea; Rhabditida; Strongylidae. The record is from the annotation of a GenBank genome assembly.